Messenger RNA from Cetraspora pellucida, 290 nucleotides. NCBI's taxonomy places the organism in Eukaryota, Fungi, Glomeromycota, Glomeromycetes, Diversisporales, Gigasporaceae. The record is from the annotation of a GenBank genome assembly.
UUUAUGAAUUAAUUGAAGAGAAUACUAUAUCAAAUAUGUCAGAACAUGAAAGUAUUAACACAACUGAAGACAAUAUUCAACAAUACUUAAAAAAAUCUAAAAUUAAAAAUACUGAUUCUUGUAUACAAAAAUGGGUUCGAAUUUUACAAGACCAUUAUAAGAAAAAAAAUAUAUCAUAUAAAAUCCAAACAUUAGUAAAUAAAGAACAACUUGAAUUGAACUAUGUGAAUUUUUUGCUGAUAUUAAAUAACAAAAUAGAAAACAUUAUAAAGUCAAAUCAAUUGUAUUAA